Molecule: messenger RNA, 861 nt
Organism: Mizuhopecten yessoensis (Yesso scallop)
Lineage: Eukaryota; Metazoa; Mollusca; Bivalvia; Pectinida; Pectinidae
Product: beta-1,3-galactosyltransferase brn-like
Exons: 1
Coding region: 1-861 (286 amino acids)
Cellular component (GO): membrane
Molecular function (GO): hexosyltransferase activity; UDP-glycosyltransferase activity
Source: RefSeq, a predicted model, not a curated record
AUGCACAUCGACCUCAAAACACACGUUCGGAGAAAAAUCGAGGAGGGCGUCGAUAUUGAGGUUCUUCCGAUAAAUCCACAUCCGUUUAACUACAUACAUAGUCCUCCAGAGUGCGAUUUCGAGGCAACAUCUGAUAGCUUCAAUUUAAUUAUUCUUGUUAAAUCGAGUGUCCAGCACUUCGCUCUUCGUGACGGUAUUAGGAAAACUUGGGGGAACGUGACGAGCUUCAGUAAUGUUCAGGUUGUGUUUCUCGUCGCUUUUAAACAAUCUGCACAAACAGACAUCGACAACGAAGCAGCGAGAUUCUCUGACAUCAUUCAAGAGAACUUCACUGACGCGUAUAAAAAUAACACUUUGAAGACUAUCAUGGGUUUCAAUUGGCCAGUGGAUAGGUGUUCUCAGGCAGAUGUUCUCUUUUUUGUAGACGACGAUCACAUUGUUCGUAUAACAAACGUUAUUGCAUACCUACGGACAUUUAACAAAAUUGAAAUGAAGAAACUAUAUGCAGGAUUUCGCAUCGAUAAACCGUCAGUAGACCGAAGAGACGGAUCCCCAUGGAGUAUGUCAAACUACGACUUCUCACACGUUUUGUGGCCAGCAUACCUGAGGGGUGGAGCGUUUAUCGUGUCGUCUGAAAUAGCACUGCGCUUCGUCAUCGCCUUUCCUUACGUGAAAUUAUUGUCAGUGGAUGAUUCCUACUUGGGUAUUGUUGCGGACAAGCUGGGCAUGUUGCCCCAGCACGAUCGCAGGUUCAAAAUGGACAAGGUAAACAUAACGGUAUGUCCGGACUAUUUUGUUUACAAUGACUACAAGGAUCCACAGGAAAUCAAGUCGGUCUGGAAAACGAUAUCUAAGGAGUAA